AUGGGAAAGAAAUCAAUUGAAACAAAAACUGAAACAGUUCAAAAAGAAAAUAAAAAUUUAUCCGAAUGUCCAUUCGAUUUUCAACUAUGUCGAAAAGCAUUAGUUGCACUUAAACAAAUUAUUACAAAUGCUCAACAAGGUCAUAAAAAAUUGUUAGAUGAAUCAAUACCGAUCAGUCUCUAUCUUCACGUACAUAAAAUACCUCGAUGUACGUAUCUUCGUCUUGCAUCACAAUUACCUCAUCCAUUUAUUCAACAAGAUACACGUGAUGUAUGUCUUUUUGUUCGGGAUGAUGAUAUUAGUGGUAGAGAUUUUGAAUCAACAAUUCGUCGUUUUAAAUCAAUGAUCGAUCAAUUUAAACUUCCAUUUAAUAUUGAUAUUAUGACACUUAAACAAUUGAAUCAAGAAUUAGUUCCAUAUGAAGCUAAACGAAAAUUAUGUGCACGUUAUGAUCUAUUUCUUGCAGAUCGACGUAUAAUGACAUCAUUAAUGCGUGGUCAAUUAUUAGGCAAACAUUUUCGUCAUCAUGGAAAAAUGCCAUUAGGUAUCAAUGUUUUUAAUAAAGAUUUUAAACAACGUUUAACAUCAUUAUGUUCAUCAAUAUUUGGUCGUAUGGCUGGUACUGGCCCAUUAUUUUCUAUGCAAUUUACAACUGUUCAACAAUCAAUUGAUCAUGGAAUAGAAAAUCUUAAAUCAAUAUGUGAAACUAUCGGUCAAGAAUUACCAGGUAGUUGGUUAAAUAUUGGUCAUGCAUAUCUCUAUGGUAAUAAUUUACAAUCAUUACCAAUUUAUUAUAGUACACAUAAUAAAAAUGAUGUUAAAAAAUUAAAUUUACCAUCGAAUGAUCCAAAUGAAUUAACACAUAUAGGUGAAUUAUCAACAAUUGAUAAAAAUCUUAAUGUUAUUGUUGAACCAAAUGGUAAUAUUCAUUUAACAAAAAGAACAAAAUUAAAUAAUAAUUUUAAAAAGAAAAAACCAACAAAACGUUUACAAAAAAUUUGGACGAAAGGUAUACAAAAAUCAUCAACGGACAAACAUCAAUCGAAAAAACAGAAGAACAUUAAUAAUCGAGAUGAUGAUACACCAAAUUUUAAUACUGAUGGUAAACCAUUAGUUGAUACAGCAUUUGUUAAACGUAUAAGUAGUACAAGACUUGCAAAGAAAUCUGACAAACCAAAACAUAAAGAAGAAAAUUUUGCAAGUAAACCAGCACCAAGAGCUGAAAAACGAAAACGUCUUCUAGCUGCUGCUAAACAAUCUUCAAAAGGAGAUCAGGGUGAUGAUGUUCCAACACUUGUUGAUGAUAGUGAAGAACGAAAAAUAAAAAGUGGUGGUAGAAAUGAUGAAACAUCAAGGAUAAUGGGAGAUAUACAAAUAUGCGACCAACAAUUGUUAAGAGAAUUAUUAUUACAACUGAAAAUCGAUGUUUUAUUACCAAUUGUUGUUUUUGCUUGUAAUCGGCCACGUGCUCUUCAAACUCAUAUAGAAGCUUUACUUAAAAUUCGAAAAAAUCCGGAUUUAAAUCCAAUUAUUGUCAGUUUGGAUUGUAAUGAUCAAGCGACACUUCAAGUUGCUAAAAAUUUCAGUAAUAAAAUUAAAACAAUCAUUCAAUUACCAGAUCUUGGUCCAAUUAUUGUUCCUCCGGAAAAUCAACUUUUAGCUGGAUAUUAUAAAAUAGCACGUCAUUAUAAUUAUUCAUUGAAUCGUGUUCUCAAUGAAUUUAAUUAUGAUGCUAUUAUUAUUACAGAAGAUGAUUUAGAAGUAUCUCCUGAUUUUCUUGAUUAUUUUCAAGCAGUUUAUCCGUUAUUAAAAGUUGAUAAAACUAUAUGGUGUAUAUCUGCAUGGAAUGAUAAUGGUAUUGAUCAAAAAAUUAAUCGUCAAGCAGAUCUUCUUCAUCGUAGUGAUUUUUUUCCGGGUCUUGGUUGGUUAUUAACAAAAACAGUUUGGAAUGAAAUAAAAGAUCAUUGGCCACCAGCUUUUUGGGAUGAUUGGAUGAGAAAACCUGAACAACGUCGUGAUCGAGUAUGUAUUCGACCGGAAGUUUCACGUACAGGUAUAUCUCCCGAAGGUAAAAAAGGUGUGAGUGGAGGUCAAUUUUAUGAUAGUUAUUUAAGAAAAAUAAUUAAAAAUACAGAUCCCAUUGAUUGGAAAUCUAUUGAUCUCAAUUAUCUUAUCAAAGAUCAAUAUGAUCCAGUAUUUGACUCUCGUGUUAAUGCUUGUUCUGUGAUAACUGUAUCUGAUUUAAAUAUGCUUGAUACUGAUUUGAAAUGUGCACGAUUACGUUAUAGUAAUAAAAAAGAAUUUAUUGCCAUUGCAGAUGUACUUCAAAUAAUGAAUGAUUUUAAGGAUAAUGUACCUCGAACGGCCUAUCGAGGUGUUGUUCAAUGUCGUUAUGAUAAAACGAGAAUAUAUGUUACUUCGAAUCAACAACCAUGGAGAAGUUAUGCAGAAAUAUCUGAGUAA
Molecule: messenger RNA, 2463 nt
Organism: Adineta steineri
Lineage: Eukaryota; Metazoa; Rotifera; Eurotatoria; Adinetida; Adinetidae
Source: the annotation of a GenBank genome assembly